AAGUCACGUGCACCUAUCACGUGAUUUUCUUUUUUGCUUAGGUAGGGUUUGUGUAAGGGUCUCUGACGAGAGAAUUGAGAUGGCGCUUAGAGGAGUAUGGCAGCUCCAAAAGCUCGUAGUGAGCUACUGUAAUUGGGGAGGUAGCAGUAGAGGCAUAAGAGCCUUUAUGGAAUCAGAGUUGCCUGCGCUGAUAGAGAAAAAUCCGCAGCUCGAAGUGGCAACCGAGCUUUCAAGGGGGCAACAUCCUUAUCUCAAGGGCAUAUACAGGAAUAGAAAUGAGAGGGUGGUGUGUGUGAAGAACAUGGAUCCUGAACAAGUGGCUUUGAAUGCAACGAGGCUUAGGAACUCACUUGGUAGGAAAGUGGUGAAGCUGAGGACUAGACAUGUGACCAAGCACCCCAGUGUUCAAGGCACUUGGACAACCGCUGUCAAGUUCUGACAACUUUGGUUGUUGCAAGUAUCAGUCCUGAGUCGUUUCUACUUCUACUUGGACAAAGAUUCAGCUUCAGUUGUUUGAGUUCUGUCUGUCUUAAUAAGAUUUCAGGAGGGUUUAUGGUAAAAUUCAUUUUGCUGAUCAGUUGUAGUAGUACUUGGUAUUUUAGUAUCUUACCAACUACAGAGAGGACUCAAACUUUUCAUUUCUUUGUUAUUUGUCACUAGUACAAGAAAUCAGACAAGCCCCUUUCGUAAUA
This is a messenger RNA of Brassica napus (rape), 692 nucleotides long. Its product is annotated as 54S ribosomal protein L51, mitochondrial. Gene Ontology annotation, cellular component: mitochondrial large ribosomal subunit. Lineage: Eukaryota; Viridiplantae; Streptophyta; Magnoliopsida; Brassicales; Brassicaceae. The transcript is spliced from 3 exons. Bases 80 to 439 code for a protein of 119 amino acids. Gene Ontology annotation, biological process: mitochondrial translation. Gene Ontology annotation, molecular function: structural constituent of ribosome. The record is from RefSeq and is a predicted model, not a curated record.